This is a messenger RNA of Bipolaris maydis ATCC 48331, 2029 nucleotides long. RefSeq names its product major facilitator superfamily domain-containing protein. Gene Ontology annotation, biological process: transmembrane transport. The record is from RefSeq and is a predicted model, not a curated record. Gene Ontology annotation, cellular component: plasma membrane. Lineage: Eukaryota; Fungi; Ascomycota; Dothideomycetes; Pleosporales; Pleosporaceae. Gene Ontology annotation, molecular function: transmembrane transporter activity.
GCGCGAACAUUGCUUUGAUAGCUCUAUCCACCCAGCCCUCGGAGCCAGUACUUCUGGGUCUCGAAGGCGCACUUACUACCACCCAAAUACCCAAUAAUUAAUAAUCGCCCAAGCGCUUAGCUUCCGGCAACAUGGCGUCCGCCGCGGAAAUAAGACCAGACAUUCACGACGCCGAUACAGUCAAUAGAAACGAGGCUGGCGAUCUCGAGAAAAAGGCUGCCUCUGAUGGCGACCACUCUCACACAGAAAACCCAGCUGACCAUGCCAUCUCUGCGGCCGACAAAGAACACUACGAAAAGUACGGCACCUACGAUCGCUAUGAAAUCACUGAAGAAGAUUGCUACGAUGAGCUUGGGUUUUCUUUCCCCGAAUGGAAGAAAUGGACUAUCCUCAGCGUCAUCUUCAUGGUGCAAGUCAGCAUGAACUUCAACACAUCGCUAUACAGCAAUGCCAUCAGCGGCAUUUCCGAAGAGUUCGGCGUCAGUGCACAGGCAGCGCGUGUUGGUGCAGCCGUUUUCCUACUCACAUACGCCUUUGGUUGCGAGCUUUGGGCGCCCUGGAGUGAAGAGCUCGGGCGAUGGCCUAUCCUCCAGCUCAGUUUGUUCCUUGUCAACAUCUGGCAGAUUCCUGUGGGUAUCGCACCGAACUUUGGGACUAUCAUCGGCUUUCGUGCUCUUGGUGGUCUUUCUACUGCUGGUGGCUCGGUUACUUUGGCCAUGGUGGCUGAUAUGUGGGAACCUGACAACCAGCAAUAUGCUGUUGCGUUCAUCGUCUUUUCUUCAGUUGGUGGUUCAGUUCUCGGCCCUAUUGUCGGUGGCUUUGUCGAGCAAUUCCUCGCCUGGAGGUGGAACAUCUGGAUCCAGUUAAUCUUUGGUGGCGCAGUUCAAAUUGCUCACGCUCUUCUUGUUCCCGAAACUCGCACCACAGUGCUCAUGGAUCGCAUUGCUAAGAAGCGUCGUCAAGAAGGCGAGAAGAAUGGCAAACCGAACAACAUCUGGGGACCGAACGAACUAAAGACGUUCAGGGAACGCUUCAGCAUGCAUGAAAUCCUCAUUACCUGGAUGCGUCCAUUCCGCAUGUUCGUCACCGAGCCAAUCGUCCUUGUCUUGUCGCUACUAUCCGGUUUCUCCGAUGCCAUCAUUUUCAUGUUCCUUCAGUCGUACGCCCUUGUGUACGAGCAAUGGAACUUUGCACCUUUCGCUAUCGGACUGACCUUCAUCGCCAUUGGUAUCGGCUACUUCCUUGCCUGGUUCUCUUUCUUCCCAGCUAUCAAGCGCAAUAAGCGCCUUCGUGAAGAGAAGCCCGAAGAUGAACGUGCUCAAUACGAGGCGAGACUUUGGUGGUUGCUCUACACUGCACCAUGUCUACCUAUCGGUCUCAUCAUCUUCGCCUGGACUUCCACCGGUCCGCCAAUCCACUGGAUCGGCUCUCUCAUUGGUUCCGCGAUCAUUGGUAUUGCCAACUACGCUAUCUACAUGGCUACCAUUGACUACAUGAUCUGCGCUUAUGGACCCUACUCUGCCUCCGCAACCGGUGGUAAUGGCUGGGCCCGUGACUUCCUUGCUGGUGUUCUCACCAUUCCUGCAACGCCCUUUUUCCAAAAUAUCGGUGGCGACUUGCACCUUGCGUACGCUUCAACAAUCCUUUUCGCUAUCUCAUUGCUUCUUGUCGUUUCCGUCUACGUCAUCUACUGGAAGGGCCCUGAGCUCCGCAAGCGCAGUCCAUUUGCCCAGCAGUUGAAUGCUGCUCGUGACGAGACUGGCGGCCGCCGUGUUAGCAGUUUACCAGGACUUUAUGGAAGCAGGGCAAACUCAUUUGCACAGCAAGGGGGUUCAAUCCCAACCUCGCGCAGAGGCAGUGUCAUACGCGGUGUUCCGGAAGCAGAGAAUAAGUAUGCGGAGGCACAGCGCAUGAAAAUGCAGCGCAAGCGUAGUGCGAAUGGCAGCACUGCUUAAGUUUGAAUGGCUAGCUUCCAGAGAGUAGUUCUAGUUCUGUCAUGGAAAUGUAAUAAUAAUACCCAAACCUCUUU